Olea europaea var. sylvestris is the source of this 1615-nucleotide messenger RNA. Its product is annotated as premnaspirodiene oxygenase-like. The transcript is spliced from 2 exons. Gene Ontology annotation, molecular function: monooxygenase activity; heme binding; oxidoreductase activity, acting on paired donors, with incorporation or reduction of molecular oxygen. The coding region runs from base 29 to 1615 and encodes 528 amino acids. The record is from RefSeq and is a predicted model, not a curated record. Lineage: Eukaryota; Viridiplantae; Streptophyta; Magnoliopsida; Lamiales; Oleaceae.
AUGCCUCCAAUAUCCCAUCUUCCCUCCAAUGGAAAUCCCAUCUUCCUUUUCCCUCACUGCAUUUUCCUUCAUAAUUUCCUUCCUGUUCUUGCUAUUCAACAACAGCAAAAGAUUCAUAAUUCCUUCAAAAUUUCCUCCAGGUCCAUGGAAAAUCCCUCUUAUUGGAAACUUGCACCAACUGAUAGGUUCACUACCCCAUCAUUCUCUCAACAAAUUAGCACAAAAAUAUGGUCCUAUAAUGCACCUACAAAUUGGUGAACUUUCAACGGUUGUAAUAUCAUCUCCUCAAAUAGCCCAAGAAGUUUUACAAACGAAUGGCCUUGCAUUUUCAGACAGACCAGAUUUGAUGGUCAACAAGAUCAUAUUUUACAACUUUUCGGCCGUUGGAGGUUCACACUACGGCGAAAGCUGGAGGCAGAUGAGAAAACUAUGCAUUUUGGAACUUUUAAGUCCAAAGAAAGUUCAGUCAUAUUACAGUAUAAUGGACGAAGAAAUUUCUCGACUCAUCUUGUCGAUUCAAUCCAGUUUAGGACAGCCUAUAAAUCUGACUGAAAUGGUUUUAUCAGCUCAAAGUUCCAUUGUGUGUAGAGCUGCUGUUGGGAGAAGAUGCAAAGAUCAAGAAAAACUAAUAUUGCUUAUAAGAGAAUCAGCAUCAUAUGCAGGAGUUUUUAAUUUUGCUGAUAUAUUUCCUUCAAUGAAAUUAAUUCAUUUCUUAUUUGGAUUGGAUAAAAAAUUAAUUAAAAUGCAUAAAAAAAUUGAUCAUAUUCUUGAGGGAAUAAUCCAAGAGCAUGAAGCAGACAGAAUAAGAACAAGGGUGGAUGAGCCACUGGAGGAAGAUUUGCUGGAUGUUUUUUUGAGGCUCAAGGAGAGCAAUGAUUUUCAGAUAUCUAUCAACAGGGACAACAUCAAAGCAAAUAUCUUUGAAAUGUUUAUAGCUGGAAUUGAAACUUCAACAACACUAGUCGAAUGGGCCAUGUCAGAACUAAUGAAGAACCCUAAAACAAUGGAGAAGGCACAAGCUGAAGUGAGACAGGCCUUCAAGGGAAAGACAAAAAUACAAGAAAAUGACAUCCAGACACUGAAAUACCUUAAAAUGGUCGUCAAAGAAACAUUAAGAUUACACCCUCCUGGUCCUCUGCUGAAACCUAGAAAAUGUAGAGAACAAUGUCAGAUUGGUUCGUAUCAAAUACCCAUAAAUACAUUCGUCAUAACAAAUUGCUGGGCAAUAGGGAGGGAUCCAAAUUAUUGGGAGAAUCCUGAGAGUUUUGAACCGGAAAGAUUCAUCAAAAGUAGCAUUAAUUUUACGGGAAAUCAUUUCGAGUUAAUACCAUUUGGCGCAGGGAGAAGAAUGUGUCCGGGUAUUUCCUUUGGCAUAGCCAGCGUCGAGCUUGCUUUAGCUCGACUUCUCUACCACUUUGACUGGAAAAUUCCUGGAGGGAUUAGUCCUCAAGAAUUGGACAUGACUGAGGUUUUUGGUGCAGCCGUUGGAAGAAUUCUUUUUUUAACCCCCCCCCCCCCCACCCAACAACAAAACACCAAACUACCAUACAUCUUUUUAUCAUAUUUAAUCAGAUUAGUAAUGCACAGAAUUGAAGUCAAUGAUUAUCUUUUAUGA